Messenger RNA from Alternaria atra, 1125 nucleotides. RefSeq lists its product as uncharacterized. The record is from RefSeq and is a predicted model, not a curated record. The transcript has 4 exons. NCBI's taxonomy places the organism in Eukaryota, Fungi, Ascomycota, Dothideomycetes, Pleosporales, Pleosporaceae. The coding region runs from base 1 to 1125 and encodes 374 amino acids.
AUGACGCUCAAUUAUACUGAACUCAUGGCGUUGAUAUGGAGUCUUUGGGGGGCAUCAUUCAUCCUAACUGCAUCAAGAGGCUUUCUACGAUGGAAGUCUCAACGCCGAAUCUUCGCAGACGAUUACUUCGUCUUCUUUGGUUUACUCUCCUUGACUGCCCUCUCCGCGGUUAUCACAUGUUUGUUACCGCAGUUCUUUCUCGCACAAGAGUACAUGAAAGAGUUGAUAGUGGAUCCACUCACACCGAUGCCGCUGCCGCCAGACGAGUUCGUCGAGAGGACGCGUACUUCACUCAAGUUCAUGUUCAGCCAAAUGCUGUUGUUUUGGACUACUCUGUGGGCUGCCAAAUUUUCGAUCCUGUUCUUCUUUAGGCGCCUAGUCAUAGGGCUGCCCGCAUACAUGCGUGCUUGGUGGGCAUGCUUUGUGUUGGUGCUACUCCUGUACCUUGCAUCGGUUGCUUCAAAUUUCCUAACCUGUCGGCCACUAUCCAAGUACUGGAGCGCAACUGGAUGCAGCGACCCAGAUGACAUUAUCCGAGCCGAUGCUUCUAUCAAGUUUGCAACGAGCGCAGAUGUCGUUUCCGAUGCUCUUAUCAUGCUCCUCCCUUUAAACUUGUUACGCAAACUACAAGUUUCGCCCCAACAGAAGUUCGGCCUUGCCGUCAUCUUCUCGCUUGGUACAGUCAUCAUUGCUUUCGCAUUCGCGCGACUUGCGCAGGUCACAAAAGCCACUUCGAAUCCGGAUCCGGCCACGCUUGCUGAUGGACCUGUGCUACUCAGCAUGUGGAGUCACAUCGAGUCGUCCGUUUCUGUCAUAGUCGCCACGCUACCCGCGUUCAGAUACCUGCUUAAUGGGAAAAUGGGGCGAACUCGGCCAAGUCGGUCUGCACCGCCAGUGUAUGGCUCUGCAGAGCCAAGUGCAUCGGGGGCCCAAAGCAAGGCACGUCGGGUGUUCAGUGGGCAUCGAUGGAGCCAUAACACCGGUCUGAGGCUGCCGAGUAGUGAGCAAGGCAGGAAGGGAAGCAACGACUGGGGCAGUGAGACAGAGUUGAGACCCAUGGCUGGGAUCGAGAAACAAGUAGACUUCUCCAUUGAGAGGGACCUGGCUACACCACGGCAGCGUUAG